This is a messenger RNA of Brassica napus (rape), 1501 nucleotides long. RefSeq names its product protein BPS1, chloroplastic. The record is from RefSeq and is a predicted model, not a curated record. Gene Ontology annotation, biological process: root development; shoot system development. NCBI's taxonomy places the organism in Eukaryota, Viridiplantae, Streptophyta, Magnoliopsida, Brassicales, Brassicaceae. The transcript has 3 exons. The coding region runs from base 303 to 1337 and encodes 344 amino acids.
UAUCGUUCUACCAAAUCAACGUCAAACCUAAUUAACAUUUUGUUCUUUGAUAAUCCGAAGAAACACGGCAAGCUGCUUGUGGUUUUAGUCAUAAAAGACCAACCAACCAAUCUUAUCUUUCCUCGAAAUUUCUCUGACCGCCCCUCCUCCACUUAUUGUCUUUUUUUCUUUCGGUAAGAGCACACCGACCGUUGAUCUUGUCUUGUCUUAGUUUGCUUUUAAUAAACUUGUAUCAGGCGAAUCCCAGUUUCAUUCUUCUUCUUCUUCCAAGGAUCUAUCACUUUAUUAUCAACUUUAACAAAAUGGCUCGUCCACAAGACCCUCCACGCGGUUUCUUCCCUUUUGGAAACCCUUUCAAGAACCUAUCCUCCAAGAACCCAGUACUAUCCUCUAACCUUCUCUCCCUCUUGAACACUUUCGAGACCAACUUAGCUUCUUCCAUUACAAAGCUUGUCCCCAAGGAAAAGUCCCAGAUCCUCACCCUUUCAUGGAUGAGUCAAGCUAUGGCGUCUCUCUGCCAGACCCACAACGCUAUCAAGACUCUUAUAACCGAUCUAGAGCUUCCUGUCUCAGAUUGGGAGGACAAAUGGGUCGACAUCUACCUAGACAUCAGCGUCAAGCUCCUCGACCUCUGCAACGCCUUCAGCUCGGAGCUAAGCCGUCUCAACCAAGGCCAUCUCUUCCUCCAGUUUGCCCUGCAUAACCUGGGGACCAACGCUCCUCAGAAUCUGCCGAAAGCUCAAUCGUCCCUCGACGCCUGGAAGCAGCACAUCGUUUCCAAGAACCCAAGGUUGGAGAGCUGUCAUGCGAUCCUGACCAGCCUUGUUCAGACCUUGAAUCUCCCCAAGGUGAAGAACUCCGCCAAAGGCAAAGUCCUUAUGCGAGCUUUGUACGGUGUAAAGGUCAAGACUCUGUACAUUUCUGGUGUCUUCGCUGCUGCCUUCUCGGGUUCAUCGCAGAACCUUCUGUACGUUACGGUCUCAAACGAGCUUCCGUGGGCACCUUCCUUCAUGGAUAUGCAGAACACGAUGAACUCCGAAAUCAAGAACAUAUUUUUAUCAGACGGUUUAACCGUUAUGAAAGAGCUCGAGGCUGUUGAUUCAGGUGUUAAGCAACUUGCCCCUGCGAUCCAACAAGGGUCUAUAGAUCCCAUUUCGCUGCAGCCGUUGAAGGACUCGGUCACGGAGUUGACGAGUGGGAUAGACCUUGUUUCCAAGGAGGUGGAUUGCUUCUUCAAGAUUCUGUUAUCGGGGAGGGACACUUUGCUGGAGAACCUCAGGUCGAUUGGCGCACCAACAACGGUGCUGGCAACAUCACCAAAAAAGCAGAGAGUGUAAGACGCUUGAUAAACUGCUAUGGUUGUGUGAAUAGAUGGUAUUGUAAGUGUUCCAUCUUGGUCGUCGUGAAUGUAUUAUUAUUAUUAGGUGCUUGUGGUAUUGUGGUCGUUUGUAUGAGACGCAGUGAAACUAAUAUUUGUAUAAGAAAAGUUUUAAUCAACUUA